UUCAAAAUCACAAAAGCCUAAAAAGAGCCCGCCGAUAAGGCCCUUGGAAAAUUUGGAAAAUUCCAACAAUCGAUAGCGAUAAUUCCACUCCUCAAAGCGAGAAAUCCAUCACUCCACAAUACAUCCAGCUACAGAGAGAACAAUAGAUAUGGAAAAUAUAUGUGUAGCAGUAAGAGUAAGGCCAUCGGUGGCCCAAGAGAACUCCAACAGAACUUACUGGAAGGUUGAAGACAAUAGCAUUUCUCUUCACAAGUCCCUCGGCACACCUGUCUCUGGUGUUUCUUUUUCCUUCGACCAUGUAUUCGAUGAAAACUGCACAAAUGCUAUGGUUUAUGAGCUUCUUAUUAAGGACAUUAUUGAAGCCGCAGUCGAGGGUUUCAAUGGAACUGCUUUUGCAUAUGGACAGACCAGCAGUGGCAAGACUUUUACAAUGAAUGGUACUGACAAUGAUCCAGGAAUUAUUCAUCAGGCUGUGAAAGACAUAUUUAGAAAAAUUCAGAUGACAACUGACAGAGAAUUCCUGAUUCGAGUUUCUUACAUGGAAAUUUACAAUGAAGAAAUUAAUGAUCUUUUUGCAGUAGAGAACCAGAAACUGCAAAUUCAUGAGAGUUUUGAGCGUGGAAUAUUUGUUGCAGACCUUAGGGAUGAAAUUGUGAAUAGUGCUGAACAAGUGCUUAAACUCAUCCAAUCUGGACAAGUUAAUAGGCACUUUGGUGAGACAAACAUGAAUAUUCAAAGUAGUAGGUCUCACACUAUAUUUAGGAUGGAAAUUGAAAGCAAGCAAAGGGAUACAAGUUCUUGUAGUGAUUAUUCAAUUUCAGAUGAUGCUAUUCGUGUUUCUGUCUUGAAUUUGGUAGAUUUGGCUGGGUCUGAACGGAUUGCUAAAACUGGAGCAGAUGGAGUUCGUUUGAAGGAAGGAAAACACAUCAACAAGAGCUUAAUGGUUCUUGGCAACGUGAUUAACAAACUGAGUGAAGGUGAAAAACAAAGGGGACACAUUCCUUAUCGUGAUAGUAAGCUCACUCGCAUACUUCAACCAGCUCUUGGUGGUAAUGCCAAAACUUCAAUAAUAUGCACUGUAGCACCUGAAGAGGUCCAUGUAGAGGAAACAAAAGGAACUCUCCAGUUUGCUAGCAGAGCCAAACGCAUUACCAAUUGUGUUCUAGUGAAUGAGAUCUUGGCAGAUGCGGUCUUAUUGAAGCGACAGAAACUAGAGAUAGAGGAACUGCGUCAUAAACUUCAGGGAUCUCAUGUAGAGCUUUUGGAGCAAGAGAUCUUGAAGCUGCGGAAUGACAUGCUUAAGUAUGAAAUAGAGCGUGAGAAACUUGCUAUGGAAGUCGAGGAGGAGAGGAAACCACAAAAAGAGCGAGAUCAAUGUAUUGGGGAGCAGCAGAUGACAAUUCAUAAUCUCAGUAGUCUUGUCACUUUCCCAGAUUGGGAUAGAAGUUCUAGCCAGGGAGAGGAAUUUGCAAGGCAAAGGAAGGAAAAAAGUUUUUACUGUCAUGGGACAUGCCAAGAAGAUGCUUUUAGAACCCCUUGUUUUAAGGCAGUUCCAAGUGCCUUUGUAGUCAAACGGUCAAAUUAUUCUCGACAACCUGAGUGGAGCCCUCUUCCAGAUUCGUUUAGCAAUGUUGCUGAUGAAGAGAUGUGGCUGAAAAUGAACAAAGGCUACAUAGCUGAUCUGGAUGGACUUCACAUUACUCCUGCAAGAAGAGUUCAAUCUUUUCCAUAUGGUAGCUACACUGAGGAUUACAUCAAAGAGGUCCAAUAUCUCAAGAGACAAUUGGAACUUAAUUUUAAAGAAAAAGAUGAACUCAAGAGAAACCACACAGAACAAUUACUAUUGAACAGUCAAUUAAUGAGGGAGAUAUCUGAACUUCAACAAGAGGCACUACGAAUCCAAGAAGUUCCUCGACAGCUGCAUGAAUCUGUGGCAUAUUGCAAAGAUGUAUAUAAGAACGUUUUGUCAACUUUGCAGGUGAAACAUGUGUAACAUCAUUGUCUCCCCUUCGUAAAGCUUCCUUGUGGUUCACAUACCUUUUGAGCUAAUGUGCAUGAACCCGUAGAUUCGUGCUUUUAGCUUUUAAUUUCCAUAUUAAAUAUUUUCGAGAAAUAGAAAGUCAAUUUUUCUCCCAUAGAAUUGAGCUAGUACUUGUUACUAAUGAUAUGGAGAGGAGCCAAAUAUCAGUCUGGCAUUCUGAUUUAUUGAUUAUUUUAGAAGCCUGCAGUUUUAUC
This is a messenger RNA of Cornus florida, 2235 nucleotides long. RefSeq names its product kinesin-like protein KIN-7N. Gene Ontology annotation, biological process: microtubule-based movement. The record is from RefSeq and is a predicted model, not a curated record. NCBI's taxonomy places the organism in Eukaryota, Viridiplantae, Streptophyta, Magnoliopsida, Cornales, Cornaceae. Bases 149 to 1993 code for a protein of 614 amino acids. The transcript is spliced from 16 exons. Gene Ontology annotation, molecular function: ATP binding; microtubule binding; microtubule motor activity.